Molecule: messenger RNA, 1423 nt
Organism: Hibiscus syriacus
Lineage: Eukaryota; Viridiplantae; Streptophyta; Magnoliopsida; Malvales; Malvaceae
Product: ER membrane protein complex subunit 2-like
Exons: 9
Coding region: 155-1057 (300 amino acids)
Biological process (GO): protein folding in endoplasmic reticulum
Cellular component (GO): EMC complex
Molecular function (GO): protein binding
Source: RefSeq, a predicted model, not a curated record
CACACACACACACAACAAACAAACAAACAAACAAAGGAAAAGUGCUCAAAUAGUCAGAAACUCAAUGAAUUGACCCAUUUUAGAGAUCCAAAACACCGGCCACUAGUCAGAGUUGGGAGAGAAACCAAAAACAUAGCUCGAAAGAGAGAGAAGGAUGGUGAGCAAAACAGAGGAAACCCAAUUGAACAGGCUUGAGAAUCAGGUAGACAAUGGAGGAGGAGGUGCUUGGGAGUAUCUUUGCCUUGUCAGGAAGCUUAAAGUUAGGCGUUCAGAGAAAGUCUUGAAACAUGGCUUAUCGAUCUUAAAUGACCCCAAAAAACGAUCUGCUCUUGGCCCCGAAGAAUGGACUCUCUAUGAGCAGGUAGCUAUAGCUGCUAUGGAUUGCCAAUGUCUAGAUGUUGCAAAGGAUUGCAUAAAGGUUUUGCAGAAGAAAUUUCCGGAGAGCAAAAGAGUUGGUCGGCUGAAUGGCAUGUUGCUUGAAGCAAAGGGAUCCUGGGCUGAGGCAGAAAAGGCUUACUCCAGUCUUUUAGAGGACAAUUCUCUUGAUCAAAUAAUACAUAAGAGGAGGAUAGCCAUGGCAAAAGCUCAAGGAAAUAUUUCAGAGGCUAUUGAAUUGCUUAAUAAAUAUCUCGAAAUAUUUAUGGCGGAUCACGAGGCUUGGAGAGAACAAGCAGAGCUAUAUGUCUCCCUACAAAUGUACAAGCAAGCAGCAUUCUGCUAUGAGGAGCUUAUUUUGUCUCAGCCUACGGUUCCGUUAUAUCAUUUGGCCUAUGCUGAUGUGCUCUACACACUCGGUGGACUAGAAAACCUUCAGACUGCUAAGAAAUAUUAUGCAUCCACUAUAGACUUGACUGGGGGUAAGAAUACCCGAGCACUUUUCGGAAUUUGCUUGUGCAUCUCAGCCAUAGCACAGGUUUCAAAAGGAAGGAACAAGGAAGACAAGGAGAGUCCAGAGCUCCAGUCUUUGGCAGCAACAGCCUUGGAGAAAGACUACAAGCAGAGAGCCGCCAAUAAACUCGGUUUGCUUACUUGUUCUUUAAGAAGUUUGAAAAAUUAGUCUUGAAAAUUUAGUCUCAACACCGAUGACGUCGAUUGAACACUUGAAUUAUUGCCCCAUACUCUAGAACAGAAAAGGGGGUUGACGAUAACUUUUAUGUUUUAAAGAUUCAAAAUUUCUGUCUCCGACGAAUUUGAGUUACAAGUCGCCAUUCAUGUGUGCUGUCCACUUUAUUUUGCCAUUCCUGUUAUCUGUUUGAGGUUUUGAUGUAUUAUUUAGCAUACCGCCAUAAAAAAAACUAGAAAACUUAUGAGAUGAUUCUUCUUUCUUUCUCGUAAUUUCAUAUUUGGAACAUCGCCAUCCACUCGGGACUCGAGUUCGAGUGUCGGAUACAAAAAUAUAUUUGACACAAGUAUGUUCAUCUUU